Molecule: messenger RNA, 2173 nt
Organism: Linum tenue
Lineage: Eukaryota; Viridiplantae; Streptophyta; Magnoliopsida; Malpighiales; Linaceae
Source: the annotation of a GenBank genome assembly
UGCUGCCUCACUCAACGCGGAUACACGCCGGUGACCGGUCGUCGUUUUGCCUUCGUUCGUUUCCCCCACGCUGGAAACUUCUUCCAUUUUCUCCCCACCCCCAAAUAAAGCGCCAACGAGCCGGCCAGCCACAACGGCACCAUCUCUCUCUCUCUCUCUCUCUGUUCGUUCCGCCAGCCUUUCCCUUCGCUGUUUCUAAUUUUUCUUUUUUCCUAAAAAAAUAAUACAUAGCUAGCUACUUACUCAUCAUAUAAUCUCUCUCUAAUCUUCCGCUUUUUGGACGCGAUUUAUAAUUGAAUUUGAAUCGGAUUCUUGAUUCUUCCUCCUGUCUCCCUCCCACUCUCUCUCUCUCUCUCCAUCUCCCUCGUCGGAACUCCUUACUCGUAGCUUCCGAGAGGGCUGGGAGGUAGUUUGGGUGUAGGGGUUUUUCUCCCAAAACUAUGGCUCCUAAUGAUCCCAAGCAAAGCAGUGGCGGAUUCUUCUCCUCCAUAGCUUCCGGCCUAUCCAACAUCGGCAGCGCCAUGUCCAGAUCAGUCGGUUUAGUGAGUUACGAAGGGCUCGAAGUUAUUAACCCGGAAGGAGGAACUGAAGAUGCCGAGGAGGAAGCAAAGAGAGGGAGAUGGCAACAGGAGGAAAGGGAUAGCUUUUGGAGGAUGAUGCAGAAAUAUGUAGGCUCUGAUAUCACAUCAAUGGUCACUCUUCCUGUAAUGAUCUUUGAGCCAAUGACAAUGGUUCAGAAGAUGGCGGAGUUGAUGGAGUACUCCCACCUGUUAGAUCUCGCAGAUGAAUGUGAUGAUCCCCACAUGCGUUUGGUAUAUGCUGCAUCAUUCUUCAUAUCUGUUUACUAUGCCUUUCAACGCACGUGGAAGCCGUUUAAUCCAAUUCUGGGAGAGACUUAUGAACUUACAAAUCAUGGUGGCAUUACAUUCAUAUCAGAACAGGUCAGCCAUCAUCCUCCAAUCAGUGCCGGGCAUGCUGAAAAUGAGCAUUUCACUUAUGAUAUAACUUCCAAGGUGAAGACUAAAUUUUUGGGGAACUCAAUCGAGAUCUAUCCUCUUGGAAGGUCACGUGUGACCCUUAAGAGGGAUGGUGUGGUCCUUGAUUUGGUGCCUCCCCUGACAAAAGUUAGCAACUUAAUCUUUGGACGAACAUGGAUUGAUUCGCCAGGGGAGAUGGUGCUGACUAACAUUACUACUGGGGACAAAGUGGUGCUAUACUUUCAGCCUUGUGGUUGGUUUGGAACUGGCCGUUAUGAAGUGGAUGGCUAUGUGUACAAUGCCGAUGAGGAACCCAAGAUAUUGAUGACUGGGAAAUGGAAUGAAGCCAUGAGUUAUCAACCCUGUGACCUUGAAGGAGAACCUCGUGCUGGUACUGAGCUACAGGAGGUGUGGAGAGUUGCAGAGGCGCCCAAAAAUGACAAGCAUCAGUACACAUAUUUUGCACACAAGAUGAACAGCUUUGACACUGCUCCCAAAAAGUUAUUGCCCUCUGAUUCCCGUCUACGCCCCGACAGAUAUGCUCUAGAAAAGGGCGAUCUAUCAAAAUCCGGUGCAGAGAAAAGCAGCCUGGAGGAGAGACAGAGAGCAGAGAAGAAACUGAGAGAGGCUAAAGGAGAACAAUUCACUCCCAAAUGGUUUGAUCAAACCAAUGAAGUCCACCCGACUCCUUGGGGGGAGUUGGAACUAUACCAGUACAAUGGCAAGUAUACUGAACACCGGGCUGCAAUCGACGCCUCCUCAGAUACCGUCGAAGAAGUAGCCGACAUCGAAUCCUUGGAAUUCAACCCAUGGCAGUACCCUAAUGAGAGCCCUUAGGAAGUGUAAGUUCAUCGACAGUGUAACAUAUAGUUGUCCUUCUCCAAGUGUUUGAUUUUUACUGAAAGUUAUUGUGUGUGAUUUGAGAGUACUGUUACAGAAUUAUGUUGGGUUAUCAUAGGUUAAAGCUUUCGUUUGUCCAUCUCGGUUUCGUAGGUGUUCCCCCUUGUUGUGAAGUAAUCUUAUGGCUUUCGUGUAAGUACUUGGUAAAGUUGCCUCGAUCUUUAGUUUGAAAUACAAGUUUCUGGAGCACAUAUUUUUUUUUUUUUUUUUGCAUUUCUACUUUUAGAGUUUAAAAUGAAUCAGACAUUUCACAUAUUUAACAUUUUGGUCAAUCUUUCGUUCUAUAAUUUUAUGGU